GCGGCUAAACGCAUGAUGCGCCCUGGACGCGAGCGAACCCGGUCACGCUGACCUUAGCUCCCCGCUUGAAGGUCGGAUUCUAUUUCUUCUCAGAUAUUCAGAUGAUUCCGAAACAGCCAUAACCCCCCUCCUCGAGUACGAUGCGACGCGACAAUGAUGGAACACUACCGGUUGGACACGUUCCGAGCCGCACUUGGCCAAGCAAAUCAAUGGGACUGGUUAUCUCGUGCAAACAUGAGGGAUGGAUCGUGGGUGGGUUCGACGCGCAAGACGAAAGAGGAAGGCCCGUGGUAACGACAGCAUUCGUCGUCAAUGGCGCAGGCAGACACUGCAGAUGGUACAUCGAUCAUAAACAACUUUGGUUUGAUCCUGAUCUCGCUGCAAGUUCUGGCUGUGAAUGCCCGGCUAGCUCUACUUCAAAAAACGAAUUAUCGUGCAGAUAUGGUUGCACAGUGCUGUGGCAAGGUGUUCGAGAUGAACAUGGGGUCGAUGUUCGAGAUUAGCAGAACUCGCAACCUCCCAUGCGACCCCAGAACCCGCACAUGCGCCCUACAGCGCUGGGUUUCACCCAUCGAUGGCGAGAAAACUGGGAAUCUCGAGCCACGCGCGCAUUCGGUGCAGGAUUGAGAGUGGGAGGUUCACAAAUCGACAGAUCGCGGACCGUCACAAAUGCAGCACCGACGCCGUCAAGGCUAUGAAACAUUCGUGACCAUGGCACCACCACCAAACCAGGUCGUCGUGGCGGGCGACCCUCAUCGAUCACUCCUGCGAUGCGGGCCGCCCCUCGCCCAUCUCGAUGCGCAUCUGGAGCUGUACCUGGAAGAGAUGGUGGAUUACCUCGGGGAGGAGUUUGGAGUUUCUGUCACUAAAUCGAGCGUCAGCAGGGCAUUACACUCCGAAGGGCAGUCGAAGAAGAAGUUCCGCCGCAAGGCCGCGAAGCAAAACCCCGACCUGAUCGAUUACUAUCCCCCCCCCCC
Cladophialophora immunda is the source of this 977-nucleotide messenger RNA. RefSeq lists its product as uncharacterized. The record is from RefSeq and is a predicted model, not a curated record. The transcript has a single exon. NCBI's taxonomy places the organism in Eukaryota, Fungi, Ascomycota, Eurotiomycetes, Chaetothyriales, Herpotrichiellaceae. Bases 141 to 503 code for a protein of 120 amino acids.